Molecule: messenger RNA, 2653 nt
Organism: Columba livia (rock pigeon)
Lineage: Eukaryota; Metazoa; Chordata; Aves; Columbiformes; Columbidae
Product: serine protease inhibitor Kazal-type 5-like
Exons: 17
Coding region: 1342-2367 (341 amino acids)
Molecular function (GO): protein binding
Source: RefSeq, a predicted model, not a curated record
ACCUCUAGGGAGAGCCGAGUGCCGUGGCCGGUCAGCUUUGAAUGCAAAAUCCAGCUGGAGUGGGGGGAAUCACUGCCUCCCCCUCAUCCAGGCACUUCUGGGCAAACAUUCGUGCGAUAACCGUUCUCAUCACCAUGAAGGCACCCGAAUUUUCCCUAAACACAGCAGAGAGGCACUGAGUUUCUUAUGCACAUGAGCUGGCCUGAGCAGCAGAAUUACCCCGGCUCCUACAGCAGCGUCACGGAAAACGCUGUUCACCACAUCGUCGAGUGAGCUGCAGACGAACCUGAAGUGAGCUGCAAGGGGCUGUUUACUGCUGAGAGGCUGAUUAAAAAUGGAGAACAAGGCACACAGCUUCUUCCCACAUAAAUCACAUUCCAGAACUUUGAUGUCAUCUGUAAUUUCCUCUCUUGAGUCUUCUGAGAAACCAUUCACAGGUUGACAACCUUCAUUUUUAUCUCUUCUUUGCGAGGCACCUGAGCAGAGCUACCGUGCUGGACCCUUUAGCAUCAAUAGCAGCAUAUCUGUGAGCACUGAUUUGUUUGAAGAGCGAUAUCUAUCUCAGGGGUGUCAAACUAACUUUCACUGGGGGCCACAUCAGCCUUGCAGUUGCCUUCAAAGGGCCAAAUGUAAUUUUAGGCCUGCAUAAAUGCAUCUACUCCUACACCCCUGUUCUAUAUGGUCUGCUGGGUCCCAUGUGGACAGGGAUGAGGAUUCAGCAGUAGGGUUUUCACAUUAGCACAGCUGCUCUUUGAACUGUAGCAACAAACUCAAAGAGUUUUAACAAGGCCUCAAACUUAAUGCUUCUCAACCUUGCCUGAAUGCUUCUAUUCAUGUUCAAACUGGGGUGCUUUAAUAAAUGCGGACUGACUUCUAGAGGUCUUGGGUGACCUGGCCCUCCUGUUGUCUCUGCUGGAGCCAAGUUAUCAAAAUCCUUUCAUCUAUUUUGAGGUAUGAAGGGUGUCAGGGGUGUGCUGACUGGGACAGCUCUGUCUUAUGAACCACUCUGUCUUAUGAACCACUCUAAAGAUGGCAAGAACUCCUCUGGCUGUGUGGGGAAACUGAAAUGAUCAAUUUAUAAUUUUCUUACCUUAACAAAAUACAGGGAGUGACUCAAAUAUGUCCCAUCCUUAUGGAAAUUAAUUGUGUUAAUGGGAUCAUUAGAAUUUAGAGCUACUGUAAUCAAACUGGUUUUUGCAGCUAAUUAUGGUUCUUGGGAAGAUUAUGUCAUAAUGAAGGCGGAGAAUUUGGUCAUCUAUAUAUAUGUGAUCUGACCCGAGCCCUUUCUUUGUGUUUGUUUGAGCAAUGCAGUAAUAGAGUCAACACAGGCAAACAGCUGCCAUGAAAACAGAAGGUGCUUCGGUGGUCCUUGCUCUGGCAUUUUUCUGCUUCUUCUCAGAUGUUGCCUGCCAAGCUUCGAUUAAGAAUGAGUGCAUGAAAAUUUGGUCACUUCUGCGCAGUGGGAAGUUUUCCUGUCCCACCAGCAAGGAGCUGGUCAGGAGCCCGGAUGGCAAAGCCGACCUCAACAAGUGCCUGAUGUGCCAAAGGCUGAUGGAAAGAGAUUCAAAAGACAAUGGGAGUGGUGGAGAGGCAAACAGGAAUGUGAACUCCUUGGGAGAGGAUGAUUGCCAAGAGUUUCGGGAUCUUUUCAAACAAGGGAAACUUUCCUGCACCAGAGAAAAUGACCCAGUCCGGGAUUCCUCUGGGAAGCAACACAGCAAUAAGUGCAUCAUGUGUGCGGAGAAGUUCAAAAGGGAGAAUGAACAGAAGCUUUCUAAAAACAGACAAGGAAAAGAGGAGGACAACUGCAGAGAGUAUCGCGCCCAGUAUGAAGCAAGUGGACGACUGUCCUGCACGAGGGAGAAUGACCCGGUUCGGGAUUCCUCUGGCAAGCAGCACACCAACAAAUGUCUCAUGUGCGCUGAGAAGUUCAAAAAGGAAGCCCAAAGAGGUGGUCAGUCUGGUGGAACUGCCCAGCGCAACAAACCGCUCACUUCAGAGAGGACAAAGCAGAAGAGCUGCAGUGGUUCAGGAUCACAGCAGAGUGUGAAUGACAGACGUCCCUCAUCAAAUAGAGGCCCCCAAGGAAAUGCGGCUCAGCGUGGCAAGAACUGCAACCGAGGACCUGGCCAGAAAGCGCAGAGCAGAGACACCAGUGCCUACCAGCUGCUGGACUGUGAUCGGAUUCUGCACGGGGUAAAGGGUGGAAGGAUUUUCUGCAGCAAAUCCUCACAACCAGUCUGUGGCACUGAUGGGAAAACAUACAAAAAUGAGUGUGACUUGUGUUCAGCUGCCAUGAGAGCAUCAAACUACGUCACAGUAAGCUAUCGAGGUGAAUGCCGAAAGCCUGGCCCUGAAGUGGAGUAAUGGAGUUCAGACUGGCAGCAAACAGCAGGGGCCAGCUGUGACUAAAGGGCAAGUAAAGGAAAAGUUGAUGUCGAGCAUCGGAGGAGCUGCUGAGUCUCCAGGACUGCCGAGGCUGCCUUCAUCCCCUUCUGCAGUGAACGGGGCCCGUCCUUGCUCAGGUGGAGGGUGAAGGGCUGUGGGGACCCAGCGGUGUCUUCCCAGGUCUGCCCCACGCAUGCCCUUGCAGUCUCUGCUGCCUCGCUGUGUCUUAGCGUGCUUCUACAAUAAAGAUAACUCUGCAGCCUCA